AUGCCACCUCCGCGCCGCAGACGUCAGGUUGAGUACGACGACGAUGAGACGGAACCGGCCGAGGUCUCGAUUCAGCGCAACCGCCGCGACCGUAAUGAAGAGGACUCCACCGGCGAGGCGGAGGAUGACACAACCAUGGAUGUCGAUGAGAGACCGGGAAACCGGCUAGAGGAUCAGCUCGCGACAAAGCUCGUGCGCUAUCAGCAACAACAGCCAAGCCAAGGCUACGGAAACCUGGAUCCUCGUCUCGACGCUCCCCAAGAGGCUUCAGGCCCCCUAAUCAUCGUACCUUCCAAAGCUCCCACUGCCGAGCUAGAGGCGACCUACGCUGGGUUUUACACCAUGGUCAUCGCCCUCAUCGCUCUCAAUGGCGGGGAAAUUACCGAACAGAAGCUCAAGCGCUAUCUCAGCAGGGUGAAUGCUGAUAACAAGCUCGGGUCGGAGAAGACCGAAGAGGUGCUAGCCCGGAUGGAGAAGAUGGGAUAUGUCGCAAAGCGGGUCGAGAACAUCUCGGCCGAUCAGGACAAGAACGUCAGCUGGCUCGUGGGCCCGAGGGGAAAGAAGGAGGUGGGACCCGAAGGGGUUGCGGGCAUGAUAAGAGAAGUGUUUGGAGGUUCAACCCCGGCCCUCGAGAAGCAGCUUGCGGCAAGCCUAGGGGUACAGGUCUCGGAGGUGCAAUCGGAAGGGGACGAGGAAGAAAACAAUGAGAAUGGGGAGGCUGAUGGUGAAGGAGAUAUUCAUCCCGCGGAGGAGGAAUCUCGACGGUCAAGUCGACGGACGGCUCGCAACCGCCAUGCGGAUGACGGUUGA
Parascedosporium putredinis is the source of this 810-nucleotide messenger RNA. The record is from the annotation of a GenBank genome assembly. Lineage: Eukaryota; Fungi; Ascomycota; Sordariomycetes; Microascales; Microascaceae.